AUGCCUUCUUGGACGCACCUUGUUCGUUUCAUCGCUGUUGAGGACAGUCAGGUUCAUCUUGGCCAAUUGGUCGAUACAACCCGUGAUGUUGGACGUGAUAGUGUCGAUGGAGUGGAGAUCGCCGUCAAGGUCAUUGAGGGUACCAUCUUUGAUGGCCGAGUGACAGACGAAAUUUUGCAUGUAAAGCAGCUGCUUGCGCCCGUCACUCAAGACCAAUGCAGUUAUAUCCGCUGUUUGGGCCUCAACUACAUAGAUCACGCACAGGAAGCCAACUUGCCUCUCCCAAAAGCCCCGAUUCUUUUCACCAAGCCCCGAACUGCCCUCGCGGGUCCUUAUCCCGCUACCAUCAACAUCCCUAAGUGUGCGCAAGAUGGCACCAGUGAUUACGAAGCCGAGUUAUGUCUGGUGAUUGGAAAGACUGGUAGAGAUAUUCCCGAAGAGGAGGCGCUAGACUAUGUUUUGGGAUAUACUGCCUCCAACGAUGUCUCUGCUCGUAAUCUGCAGUUGAUCACCGCGCAAUGGUCUUUCUCCAAAGGUCUUGAUGGAAGCUGUCCUAUCGGUCCCGUCCUUGUGGCAUCAUCUGUGAUCAAUGACCCGCAGGCUCUGUCGAUCAAGGCUAUUCACAACGGCACUACCGUUCAAGAUGGACAAACCAAGGAUAUGAUCUUCCAUAUCAAGAAGCAAAUAUCGUACCUCUCGCAAGGUACCACACUUGAAGCUGGAACACUGUUCUUGACUGGAACUCCUGCUGGCAUUGGAUAUUUCCGAGACCCUAGGGUUGUCCUCCAGGAUGGUGAUGAAAUCUCAGUGAAGAUUGAUCAAAUUGGAACUCUCGUUAACAAGGUUCGGUAUGAGAGUCGUUGA
Molecule: messenger RNA, 864 nt
Organism: Penicillium expansum
Lineage: Eukaryota; Fungi; Ascomycota; Eurotiomycetes; Eurotiales; Aspergillaceae
Product: fumarylacetoacetate hydrolase family protein
Exons: 3
Coding region: 1-864 (287 amino acids)
Molecular function (GO): catalytic activity
Source: RefSeq, a predicted model, not a curated record